Messenger RNA from Penicillium soppii, 1278 nucleotides. Its product is annotated as glycosylphosphatidylinositol-alpha 1,4 mannosyltransferase I. Bases 1 to 1278 code for a protein of 425 amino acids. Gene Ontology annotation, molecular function: GPI mannosyltransferase activity; alpha-1,4-mannosyltransferase activity. Gene Ontology annotation, cellular component: membrane; glycosylphosphatidylinositol-mannosyltransferase I complex. NCBI's taxonomy places the organism in Eukaryota, Fungi, Ascomycota, Eurotiomycetes, Eurotiales, Aspergillaceae. The transcript has 3 exons. The record is from RefSeq and is a predicted model, not a curated record. Gene Ontology annotation, biological process: GPI anchor biosynthetic process.
AUGGCUCUCUUCGACUCGGCUCCGCGGGUAUUUCUCGCCGCUACAGCCCUCCGCCUCAUUCUCCUUAUUUACGGAGGUUGGCAGGAUGCCCACUCUGCUGUGAAAUACACUGAUAUCGAUUACAUGGUGUUCACUGAUGCUGCGCGCUAUGUUGCGAAAGGUGAAUCACCGUAUGCCCGCGACACUUACCGCUACACGCCGCUUUUGGCUUGGAUGUUGGUACCGACGGCAUGGGAGGGUUCCGCGCCUUGGCCAACGCUCACUUUCGCAUUUGGCAAGGUUCUUUUUGCUCUCUCUGAUGUUCUGGCAGGAUGGCUCGUUGUGCAGCUUUUGACUCGCUGCUAUCGAUUUCCUGCUGAGCGUGCCUUGCGCUAUGUUGCUGCUGUUUGGUUGUGGAAUCCCAUGGUUGCCAAUAUUAGCACAAGGGGUAGCUCGGAGGGACUGCUUGGUGUGCUUGUUGCGGCCCUUCUGUGGGCCACUUUGACUAGGAAGCCUAUUCUGGCUGGUUUGAUCUUGGGCCUUGCUGUGCAUUUCAAGAUCUAUCCGUUCAUCUAUGGCGUGUCCAUUCUCUGGUGGUGGGAUGCGGAGCGUGACGGUUCUUCUUCAACUAGUUCGGGUUUGCUGUCCAAGGCUGUGAACUUCCUCACCCCAUCCCGGCUUAAGUUUACUGCGUCAGCACUGGUCAGCUUCGUGGCCCUGAACCUGGUCAUGUAUUUUCAGUACGGCCAACCGUUCCUUCAGCACACAUUCCUUCACCAUCUCACUCGUAUCGACCACCGCCACAACUUCUCCCCCUACAGUACCUUGCUGUAUCUGUCCGCUGCCGGUGGCGUGGAGACUCACUUCGAAGCGCUGGCGUUUAUCCCUCAGCUGGUUCUUGUGGUUGUUGGCCUUCCUCUUGUUCUGGCAAAGAAAAGUUUGACGACCGCUAUGUUAGCGCAGACCUUUGCCUUUGUAACUUUCAACAAAGUGUGCACAAGUCAAUACUUCUUGUGGUACCUCAUACUCCUCCCAUUCUAUCUUCCUUCUUCGUCCCUUAUUCGCAAACCAAGACUCGGGGCUUCAGUCGCCCUUUUAUGGGUUCUUGGACAGGCUCUCUGGUUGCACCAAGGAUACAACCUUGAGUUCCUUGGGCUAACCUCAUUUGUGCCUGGGUUGUUCCUCGCCGGGCUGUUCUUUUUCUCCGUCAACGUGUGGAUCCUGGGUAUUAUCAUUCGGGACGGAGGCGAUGGGGCCGGUGAGAUUGAAACAAUCGCCGAAACCCUCAAGGCGGAUUAG